Messenger RNA from Symphalangus syndactylus (siamang), 3114 nucleotides. It is a transcript of the gene ELOVL6, whose product is annotated as ELOVL fatty acid elongase 6. Gene Ontology annotation, molecular function: fatty acid elongase activity. Gene Ontology annotation, biological process: sphingolipid biosynthetic process; fatty acid elongation, monounsaturated fatty acid; fatty acid elongation, polyunsaturated fatty acid. NCBI's taxonomy places the organism in Eukaryota, Metazoa, Chordata, Mammalia, Primates, Hylobatidae. Gene Ontology annotation, cellular component: endoplasmic reticulum; endoplasmic reticulum membrane. The record is from RefSeq and is a predicted model, not a curated record.
UCCCCCACUCCUCCAACCACCUUCGCCGUAAACAAAACUGUCCCCCCGGGCGGAGAGAGGUCGCGCUCUUUCGCACACUCCCUCGCCAAGGGUUAAUUUCUCAGAUCGCACGAGGGGGAGGAGAUUUCCCUGUAGACGAGUAAAAACGGUGAUGGACAAACGUGCGGGCACUAAGACCGCAAGGCAUUCAUUUCCUCCUACGGUGGAUGCGGACGCCGGGAGGAGGAGAGCCCCAGAGAGAGGAGCUGGGAGCGGAGGCGCAGAGAACACGUAGCGACUCCGAAGAUCAGCCCCAAUGAACAUGUCAGUGUUGACUUUACAAGAAUAUGAAUUCGAAAAGCAGUUCAACGAGAAUGAAGCCAUCCAAUGGAUGCAGGAAAACUGUUGCUGACUUUGGCUUUGAAGUCAUACAGAAGCCAGUUUGAACAGAGAACUCACUCCAUUUUUACAAGGAAGAAAUCUUUCCUGUUUUCUGCUCUGUAUGCUGCCUUUAUAUUCGGUGGUCGGCACCUAAUGAAUAAACGAGCAAAGUUUGAACUGAGGAAGCCAUUAGUGCUCUGGUCUCUGACCCUUGCAGUCUUCAGUAUAUUCGGUGCUCUUCGAACUGGUGCUUAUAUGGUGUACAUUUUGAUGACCAAAGGCCUGAAGCAGUCAGUUUGUGACCAGGGUUUUUACAAUGGACCUGUCAGCAAAUUCUGGGCUUAUGCAUUUGUGCUAAGCAAAGCACCCGAACUAGGAGAUACAAUAUUCAUUAUUCUGAGGAAGCAGAAGCUGAUCUUCCUGCACUGGUAUCACCACAUCACUGUGCUCCUGUACUCUUGGUACUCCUACAAAGACAUGGUUGCCGGGGGAGGUUGGUUCAUGACUAUGAACUAUGGCGUGCACGCCGUGAUGUACUCUUACUAUGCCUUGCGGGCGGCAGGUUUCCGAGUCUCCCGGAAGUUUGCCAUGUUCAUCACCUUGUCCCAGAUCACUCAGAUGCUGAUGGGCUGUGUGGUUAACUACCUGGUCUUCUGCUGGAUGCAGCAUGACCAGUGUCACUCUCACUUUCAGAACAUCUUCUGGUCCUCACUCAUGUACCUCAGCUACCUUGUGCUCUUCUGCCAUUUCUUCUUUGAGGCCUACAUCGGCAAAAUGAGGAAAACAACGAAAGCUGAAUAGUGUUGGAACUGAGGAGGAAGCCAUAGCUCAGGGUCAUCAAGAAAAAUAAUAGACAAAAGAAAAUGGCACAAGAAAUCACACGUGGUGCAGCUAAAACAAAACAAAAUAUGAGCAAACACAAAACCCAAGGCAGCUUAGGGAUAAUUAGGUUGAUUUAACCCAGUAAGUUUAUGAUCCUUUUAGGGUGAGGACUCACUGAGUGCACCUCCAUCUCCAAGCACUGCUGCUGGAAGACCCCAUUCCCUCUUUAUCUGUCAACUCUAGGACAAGGGAGAACAAAAGCAAGCCAGAAGCAGAGGAGACUAAUCAAAGGCAGACAAAGGCUAUUAACACACAGGAAAAAAAUGUAUUUACUAAGUGUCACAUUUCUGUAAGAUGAAAGAUUUUUACUCUAGAAACUGUGCGAGCACAACACACACAAUCCUUUCUAACUUCAUGGACACUAAACUGGAGCCAAUAGAAAAGAUAAAAAUGAAAGAGACACAGGGUGUAUAUCUAGAACAAUAAUGCUUUUGCAGAAACUAAAGCCUUUUUAAGAAAUGCCAGCUGCUGUAGACCCCAUGAGAAAAGAUGUCUUAAUCAUCCUUAUGAAAACAGAUGUAAACAACUAUAUUUCAACUAACUUCAUCUUCACUGCAUAGCCUCAGGCUAGUGAGUUUGCCAAAACCAAAGGGGGCGAAUACUUCCCCAGGAUUCUUCCUGGGAGGAUGGAAACAGUGCAGCCCAGGUCCCAUGGGGGCAGCUCCAUCCUAGAGCAUUUCUGAUAGUUGAACUGUAAUUUCUACUCUUAAAUGAGAUAUGAAGCAUUAUCCUUUUGUUCGGUUGCCCCAGGCUUUUGAACAGAAGAGUAAAUACAGAAUUGAAAAAGAUAAACACUCAACGAAACAAUGUGAAAACGGGUUCUGUAGUAUUUGUAAAAAGGCCCAGCCCAGGACCACUGUGAGCUGGAAAAGGGAGAAAGGCAGUGGGAAAAGAGGUGAGCUGAAGAUCAAUUUGGAGACAGACGGUGUGUAUGCCCCUCCCUGUUUGACUUCACACACACUCACAACUUUCCAAAUGAAACCCCACAGUAUAGCGCAUAUUUUCGAUAUUUUUGUGCAUUCCAAAAGGAAAUCACAGGGCUGUUCCUGAUAUUGGGGGAACACUGUGUUUCUGCAUCAUCCACAUUUGCUCCCCAAGCAAUGUAGAGGUGUUUAAAGUGCCCUCUGCUGGCUGAGUGGCAAUACUACAACAAACUUCAAGGCAAGUUUGGCUGAAAACAGUUGACAACAAAGGGCCCCCUAUACACUUAUCCCUCAAAUUUUAAGUGAUAUGAAAUACUUGUCAUAUCUUUGGCCAAAUCAGAAGAUAUUCAUCUUGCUUCAAGUCAGCUUCAGAAAUGUUUUAAAAGGGACUUUAGCUCUGGAACUCAAAAUCAAUUUACUAAGAGCCAUAUUCUUUAAGAAAAAAAAAGCUGGAUAAUAUUAUCUGUAAUAUUUCAGUCCUUUACAAGCCAAAUACAUGUGUUAAUGUUCCUAGUAUUUCAAAGAAGCAAUUAUGUAAAGUUGUUCAAUGUGACAUAAUAGUAUUAUAAUUGGUUAAGUAGCUUAAUGAUUAGGCAAACUAGAUGAAAAGAUUAGGGGCUUCCACACUGCAUAGAUUACACGCACAUAGCCACGCAUACACACAGACACACAGAUGUGGGGUACACUGAACUUCAAAGCCCAAAUGAAUAGAAACACAUUUUCUGGCUAGCAGAAAAAAAACAAAACUGUUGUUUCUCUUUCUUGCUUUGAGAGUGUACAGUAAAAGGGACUUUUUCGAAUUAUUUUUAUAUUAUUUUAGCUUUAAUUGUGCUGUCGUUCAUGAAACAGAGCUGCUCUGCUUUUCUGUCAGAGAUGGCAAGGGCUUUUUCAGCAUCUCAUUUAUGUGUGGAAUUUAAAAAGAAUAAAGUUUUAUUCCAUUCUGUGUGAA